This is a messenger RNA of Anneissia japonica, 360 nucleotides long. Its product is annotated as MAM domain-containing glycosylphosphatidylinositol anchor protein 2-like. The transcript has 2 exons. Gene Ontology annotation, cellular component: membrane. Gene Ontology annotation, biological process: nervous system development. NCBI's taxonomy places the organism in Eukaryota, Metazoa, Echinodermata, Crinoidea, Comatulida, Comatulidae. The record is from RefSeq and is a predicted model, not a curated record. The annotation marks the transcript as partial.
CGCAACCUCCAUACUACAUGGUCCUAAAAGACGUAGUGGGCAGUCAGGAUUUAACAGAGGGAGAAACGGCUCGACUCAUCUCUCCCUGCUAUCCACUGUCUACGACGUUAGAUAUGACUUUCUAUUACCAUAUGUACGGGGAGGACAUGGGCACAUUAAAUGUAUACGUAGUCGGCUGUGACGUCACUAGUUUUAGUGAUCCGGUUUUCACUAGGUCAGGAAACCAAGGAGAUGAAUGGAUAGAGGGGACAAUUAAUUAUGACAUCUCGAGCAUAGAUGGUAAUAUUAAGAUUGUUUUUGAAGCAAUAAGGGGCGCAUCAACCGCUAGUGUCAUCGCCAUUGAUGACGUGUCUAUUGUCG